AUGCCCGUCACACAGAAAAAGGUUAUUAAAGCGAAAAAGAUAAAGGAUGUAAAGGGUCAAGAAAUCUCCGAGCUUAUACCAAAGGGGGUUAAAGGCAAGGGGAAGUCCAAAGUUGCUGACCUUCCUGAGAUUGCCAAGAAGAAGCAAGCCAUUGUUGCUAAAAGGGCUCAGAAGAAAAAUCCCUUAAUACAAAAGAGGCCAAAAAACUUUGGCAUUGGUCAAUCAAUCCAACCAAGACGUGAUCUUUCUCGAUUUGUCAAGUGGCCAGUGUAUGUCAAGGUUCAAAGACAAAAGGCAAUUCUUAAGAAGCGCCUAAAGAUCCCCCCACCUAUCAACCAAUUUAACGCUGCCCUCGGACGUACUGAAGCUUCUCAAGUUCUCAGACUUUGCAACAAGUACAAGCCCAUGUCCAAGCAAGCCAAAAAGGCACAACUUACUCUUCGUGCUCAGAAACGGGCUGGUGGAGCUCCUGAUGCUCCGGUUGAAAGAAAGCCAACUCUCAAGGCCGGCAUACGGGAAGUUACUGCAGCAGUUAUGGCCAAAAAAGCUCAAUUGGUCGUCAUUGCUCAUGAUGUUGAUCCAAUUGAAAUUGUUCUCUUCCUGCCUGCGCUUUGCAGAAAGAUGAAUGUUCCUUACUGCAUCGUCAAAGGAAAGGCCCGUCUUGGACGAAUUGUUCAUCGAAAAACCUGCACUUGUGUGGCAUUCACUAAAGUCAGAGCUGAAGACAAACCGCGUCUCGCCAAAGUGGCACAAAUGGUCAAGACGAACUUCAACGAUCGGGUUGAUGAGAUUCGCAGACAUUGGGGCGGUGGCGUCAUGGGAUCCAAGUCUCAGGCACGUGUUGCCAAGAUCGAACGGCUUAAGGCCAAGGAACUAAAGCUGAAAAUGCAGUAG
Molecule: messenger RNA, 894 nt
Organism: Rodentolepis nana
Lineage: Eukaryota; Metazoa; Platyhelminthes; Cestoda; Cyclophyllidea; Hymenolepididae
Source: the annotation of a GenBank genome assembly